Molecule: messenger RNA, 1086 nt
Organism: Cololabis saira (Pacific saury)
Lineage: Eukaryota; Metazoa; Chordata; Actinopteri; Beloniformes; Belonidae
Gene: tatdn3
Product: TatD DNase domain containing 3
Exons: 10
Coding region: 123-941 (272 amino acids)
Molecular function (GO): hydrolase activity, acting on ester bonds
Source: RefSeq, a predicted model, not a curated record
AUAGUUGGGAAGAGGUUGGUUCCGGGUAGCGAUUAAAACGAAAACAGACACGAAUUCAGCCUCUUUUUUUAACGUAAUUCUUUUCUUUUUUUUGUUUUUUAGAGUUUAUUUUUUGAUUUUCAAUGGAUUAUGGCUUCGUUGACUGUCACUGUCACAUAUCUGCACGCGAGUUUGACGAGGAUCUGGAGGACGUGAUCCAGAGGACCAGGGAGGCCGGCGUGACGACCCUGGUGGCCGUGACGGAGGACGUGUCCGAGUUUCCCAGAGUUCUGCAGCUGCAGGAAAGACAUCCAGACCUGCUGGCUCCGUGUUUCGGGAUCCAUCCUCUGCAGGCCGGCGGGGGUCCGGGGGAUCCGGGGAGCCGCAGCGUGAAGCCGCAGGACCUGGACGCCGCUCUGCCGCUCUUCUACGAACACGCAGAUCGCCUGGUCGCCGUGGGAGAGAUCGGUCUGGACUUCACCCCGUGGUGUGCGCCGACUCAGCAGGACAGAGACGACCAGCUGAGCGUCUUCGUCCGGCAGCUGGACGUGGCCAAGCAGCUGGACCUGCCGGUGAACGUCCACUCCCGGUCAGCCGCCGCCGUUACCAUAGAGACCAUGAGGCAGCAAGGAACCAGCCGGGCUCUGCUGCACAACUUUGCCGGGAAGCCGUCGGUGGCCCUGGAGGCGGUGAAGGCCGGAUACUUCCUCUCCUUCCCCCCCGCCGUCUGCAGGAGCAGCCAGAGGGACAAGCUGAUCCGGCGGAUCCCGCUGGAGCACAUCUGCCUGGAGACGGACGCCCCGGCGCUCGGGAUCGACCCAAGCGUGAGGAACGAGCCCUGCAACAUCCACCUGCCCUGCCGCCACAUCGCCGCCCUCAAAGGCCUGUCGGCCGAACACGUCCGGGUCGUCACCUCCCAGAACGCGUACCGGCUGUUCCCCAAGGCCGACAGAUGCCGCUGAUCCUCCGAGACUCGGGUUUCACCGCAUUUCUCAGAGGAAAGGUCGGAUAUUUCGCUCUGGAACAACUGACGGAUGGACGUUCGGAGAAUCUUUACCUGCAAAUCAGUGUGGCGGGAGCAAAAUCUUGUUCAUUUUAAAGGCAAAA